Molecule: messenger RNA, 4045 nt
Organism: Columba livia (rock pigeon)
Lineage: Eukaryota; Metazoa; Chordata; Aves; Columbiformes; Columbidae
Gene: ETAA1
Product: ETAA1 activator of ATR kinase
Exons: 6
Coding region: 80-2890 (936 amino acids)
Biological process (GO): positive regulation of protein serine/threonine kinase activity; regulation of DNA damage checkpoint; DNA damage response
Cellular component (GO): nuclear replication fork
Molecular function (GO): protein serine/threonine kinase activator activity
Source: RefSeq, a predicted model, not a curated record
AAUCGGUUGUGGCGCGGCGGGUUCCCCGGCAAAAUGGCGGCAGCGGGAGGGACGCGGUGGUGCCGCUGCAGCGCACGCCAUGCCCGGUAGCCGGCGGAAGGGGCCCUGCCUGCGGGCCGCCGCCCUCAGAAGGCGGAGCGGCGGCGGCGAGGAGCAGCUCACCCGGCGGCGGCCGGCGGAGCCCCGCGCAGAGGAGGAUGAGGAGGCGGCGGAAGGCGGUGCGGGCCCAGGCCUGCCCGCGGGGGAGGCGCGUCCCGCGCCCCGGCCAUCGCCGUCGCGGGAAGCAGCGGCGGGGCGGGGCGCUGCAGAAUCAUGUUUACAUAAAACACCCAAGAGAUCAUUGAGUAGGAAAUCCCGAAUACCUGUUUUCAGCUCUCCUGUUAAUGACACCGAUAUACAGCAAGAAAUCUUUUGGGAUCCUCAUUCACCAAUUACACAGAGACUAGGCAAUGGAAAACCCAAACAGUCUACCAGUAGAUGUGCAGUAGAAAUUUCAGAAAUUGUUAAUCGUAUUGCUCCUCAGGAUGAAAAAGCAGCCUGUAACGAAGGCUCCCUUUUAGGGACAUGGAUUGGUGAGGAUGCUAUUCCCUGUACGCCUGCCGUAGUAAAAGUGCGAGCGAGGACAAAGUUAACUUGUACAAGAGAUCUUAAAAUUAAAAAUCCUGAAGAGGAACUCAUGAAAUUGGCUAAGGAAUUUGAUAAAAAUCUAGUAGAGCUAGAUGCUGUUCAGGAACAAGAGAAGCUUGGUCAUGACUUCAUCCGGACCGCUCCAGAGUCUUUAAAUAACUCUAAAGAUGAAGCAAAUACGAAGAACCUGCAAUCACUCUUUGGUGAAGUUUCUGAAAUAGAUACUGGUCUGUCCCUGAAACCAGUAGCACAGAGCACGGGCAUCGCCGCUGCAGACCCCUGUCAAUCGAGCAGUCAAAAGCCUGUAGACCUUGAGGCUGAAAUAGCCCUUCGUGCUCUUUUUGACUGCUCUACCCAGAAGUGUAGUGGACAGCUGAGCCAAGGACUGUCAGAUGUUUCUUUAAAUACUAGUUGCUGUGAAAAUAAAAGCACCUUGGAAGAGGAACACCUUCCCAAGCAAGUUAAAGACGUGGAACGCGGUAAUCUGGAGGCACAUCACAAAGAUACUCUGUGUGCACCAGGAAGUGUGAACCGGACUUUGCCAAAACCUGAUACUCACCCGCUGACAAAAAACAAUCCUUCUUCUCUGAAGACACAAUUGGUGGUCUCCAGUAAGCUUGCUGGAGUAGUUAAUGAUGACUUUGAUGACUGGGAUACAGAUUUUUUGGCAGAUGACUCUUUUGUGAUGCAAAUAACCCAACAUCCUGAAUUGAUAAGUACUGAAGAAGCACCAGCACUUCCUACAAAUCCAUCAGUGUGUGGUUUCAGUGAUGGUGGCACAAUAAAGGAAAGAAGUAGUGGCAAUUCAGGAACUUGUUUGGGGAGUGUGCACAAAUCCAACAGUGUGCAGUCUUCACUUUUGAAACAUUCUGGUAAAAACACACGACAUGUUGUAAAACCUCUUUCUUUACAAAAACCAUGUAAGACAGAAAACUCAGAGGCCAUAGCUUCUCAUGGCAAAUGUGACAUUAAGCCAGAUAAAAUAAGUUCUAUUUGCAGAAGUGCCCAAAACAGUAAUUUGAACUAUAUUCCUGUUUCAACGCAAUCUGAAGUGAAGAAUGGAAAUGAAACUAUUCAGCCUAAAAGUGACCUUCUGCCUUUUUUUCCUUCAAGAUCCAAUCCUCAUAGACAAUGGAUUGAAAAACCUGGGAAUAACACAAACAAUGUUUUCUGUCAAUCAUCCAGUGAUUCUACCAAUAUGAAGUCUAAGGAUCUUAUAAAAGUGGUUAACCAAGCUAAUACAGUUCACUUAAAUCAAGUUGAAAUAUCAAAUAAGCGUCCUAUGUCAUUUGAUGACUGGAAUGAGCCGAAAUUCUCUGAUGAGGUAUUAGACAUGUUUUGUGAAUCCGAUAGUCUUUGGGAUGCAAACUGUGAGGAUGAUGAAUUGUUGUAUCAGGUGUGUGAUGAUAUAGAAAAGCAGACUCAGAGCCAGGAUGUUAAGCAAGGAAACGAAAGAGCUAAAACUAUUCAAGGAGCCAGUAUUAAUUCCAGACCAAGUGCUGUUAACAGCUUCCCAGCAUCCAAACAAGGGCUACCUGAUCUCCUCCUGGCACAAAAACCAAAUGCAAACCAGGACACUUUCUUACUGAACGAUUCCUGUAGGAAUUCCUCAAAGGUUACACGUGGGCUGGCCACAACAAAUCACGCCGUGAACUGUAAAAACAUCUCAAGUCCUCGAACUGUGUUCUUGGGUACGGAAUGUAAAUACACACUGUCUAAAAACUGUCAUCAGGCUGCUUCUGAAGGUACCACAAACACUGUUUCGGGAAAAUGGUACCGGUCAAAUUCUGUGCUGACAGGAGAGACUGGUUCUGAAGUAAGUCCUGUUAAUGCAGUAAACUCUUUUAGUAGCAAAACAGACAGCCCAGGUCUUUUGUAUAAUACUGGAAAGUUGCCAAAUAACAGUUCUGGUAACAAAACAUCGCUUAUGCCUUCAAAGUUUAAGUUCCGAAAGACUAACAGUUCUCAGAGUGUGCUUCAUGUAGGCUCUGAAAAUCCUGGGAGUCAUUCUGGCACUGGAAUUACCACACAGGGUUUGGAAGGAAGCAAGAACCAGGUGAAUGUGACUUUGCACAGCAAGCUCGACAAUAAGAAACCACCUUUCAAGAGGCACCUUUCAGAGUCUUUUGCACUGCCAAAUACAUCAGCGUCUGUGGUGGAACAGAAAACCAGAAAAUGUUCUCAAGAAGAGAUUGAACGAAAAAAACAAGCAGCUCUUGCCCGAAGAAAAUCCAGAAUGCAGGCGUCCCUUAAAGAUACUUGAUUUGGAGUUUAUUUUGUCUAUGGAGUAAGUUUUUGGGAGGGAAAUAAUGUAAUGCUGGCAGACACAUUUAAGCUCUGUUGACAGCUACUGACAUCAAGCUUUUCCUAUUUCUGUAUUUUAAAAACAUCUCGACCUGAACCAUAACUAAAACUCUGGUGGUAUUUAGUCUUAAUUAAAACCUACCAGUUGUUACAGUGUAGUCCCAAAUUACCCUCAGCACCAUGAAGCCUAUAUUGAGUUCAUGUACUGUUAUGUGUUGAAAAAUUAUUGUCUGAGAAUCAUCAGAGCGUGAAAGCGUUUGUGAACACACGUAAGUAGAAGAUGUCAAAAACAGACGGUGUUUUGGCUCUGUUUCUCUUGUUGCAAAUAUUUUCAUCUAUAAGAAACCCCACAAGUACACAGACACUAAGAAAUACUAAUGUCUGCUCUUGGGUAGAAAUGUUUUAAGUUUUGGUUUAAAGAAAGUACAAUCUAGAAAGCAUCCAACAUUGGGAAACUAGUGGAAAUGAACAGGAUUUGGGAAGUGCCAUCAGUUUGUCUCUAUUACCUUAGGUAAGAAUUGUACACAGUGAAGGAAUAAUUUAAUAUAAAAGUUUAAUAAGGUGAAAAAAACAUCCUGGAAAGGACAGUUUAUCUUUUGCUUUUUUUUAAUUCCCUUCAUGGAGAGCUGGAAAUACUCCAGCUAACAAAACUGGACCUCCUUUUUCUAAAUGUGUUACCAAGCUAAUUAAAAGAAGUAGCUUAUGUCAUUUUAUAAAAUACACCAGGUGAAAUCUCACAGCCGUGAAUCACUUCAGCCUUACGCGUGGUACAUAUUUUUCAAACUAAAGGCUGUUAAAACAUAAAAAUGCAAUGUCAUGUCAGCUUAACAGGGGCUGAUAGAAUUUUUGAUGUGAUAGAUGGGCGCAGAGCUCAAACUGCAAAAACUGCCUGUGGGUAAGCUGCGAGAUAUUUUUCAACUGAGAAAUGCUUAUAUGUAAACAUGUGACACUAUGAAAAGUGACUGUAAUUUUUCUUUGUAAAUAAAUAACUUUGAAAUGUACCAAAGGUUAGAGGAAGCUUUUGGUUUCUGCAGUAUGUGCCAUUUUUGUAACUCCUAAAAAUGUACGUAUUGUAUAUUUGUAAAUCAUCAUUAAACUUUUUUACAUUUUUCUA